This is a messenger RNA of Didymodactylos carnosus, 1539 nucleotides long. Lineage: Eukaryota; Metazoa; Rotifera; Eurotatoria; Philodinida; Philodinidae. The record is from the annotation of a GenBank genome assembly.
AUGAGCAUGCCGAAAAAAGUUCGUGUAACAGUAAUAUUACAACCGUCUGGUAAAUCAACAGUUCUCAUUGUAAAUAAUGAAAAUAUUGACGAUUUGUUAAAACAAUGUUCAUCAAAAUUAAAAGUCAAAGCUCGACGAUUAUUUAUUUCUACGACUGGUAUCGAAUUAACAUCUUUUAAUGCAUCAACUUUACUCUCAGAUGAUUUGAAAAUAAUUGUGACAAGUGGCAAUCAAUAUACGAUUAAUAAUUCAAGUGCUACUGAUGGCGCAACAAGUAUAGAUCAUGUACCAGAAACUGAGCAAUUAAAUUCUCAUCCAGCCAUUGUAAGAAUUAUUGCAAGAGAUACACUUAUUGAUCAAUCAGCUAUUGAUCAACUGAAUAAUGUUGCAAAAUUGUACAGAGGAGUCAAAUAUGUUAUUGGUAUGCCUGAUUUACAUGCUGGUCAAUCGACUCCAAUCGGUUCUGUUGUGGCUAGUGAAGAGUUUAUCUAUCCUGAAUUGAUUGGUACCGAUAUCGGUUGUGGUAUGAGUUUUAUUCGAACAAAUUUAAAAUCUUGUCGUUUAACGGAUAAAAAAUUAUUGAAAUGGGUUAAACAAUUGAAUGGGUUAGAUGACAAUUUAGGAGAAGAUGUGAUAAAUCAAUAUUUGAAACAAGAUUUACAGUGGCCUAUGGGAAUAAAUGUUGAACGUGUAGAGAAUGAUAUUAGUGACGAGUAUGAUAUUUAUAAUCAACAAUUGGGUACAAUUGGUGGAGGAAAUCAUUUUGCAGAAUUACAAGAAAUUGAACAAGUAUUAGAUAAAGAAGCAUUUUCAAAACUUGGUCUUGAUAUGGAUUGUUUAUAUUUAUUAGUACAUUCGGGUAGUCGAAGUUUAGGUGAAGCAAUAUUAAGAAAAUAUUCGAGUGGUUCAUCCGUUAAAGGAUUGAGGGUUGAAACGGAUGAAUAUAGAAGAUAUAUGAAAUUACAUGAUACGGCUUGUGCAUGGGCUAAAAGAAAUCGUUCAUUGAUAGCUAAACGUUUUUUAAGUUAUCUCGGUUGUUCGACAGAGGAUGAUGAAGAUGAAACUGUUGAUAAUGCUGAAUAUCAAUGUAUUGUUGAUAUUUGGCAUAAUAAUGUUGUUCUAAAACGAUUUAACGAAGAUGGUGGUGAAAAUUUAUAUUUACAUCGUAAAGGUGCAUGUCCCAGUGAUCAAGGUUGUGUUGUAAUUCCAGGUAGUCGUGGAACACGUUCUUAUUUAGUUCAACCAAUUGUUGAAAAACAAGAAUAUUCUGGAUAUAGUCUUGCUCAUGGAGCGGGCAGAGUUUGGUCUCGUACAAAAGCUCGUCAACAAUUAUCUGAACGUUAUCCAAAUGCAAAACAAUUACAGCGAACAGAUUUAAAUUCUCACGUCAUAUGUGAUGAUAAAAAUUUGCUCUAUGAAGAAGCACCACAAUGCUAUAAAGAUAUUGAUGUAAUAAUUCAGGAUUUAGUCGAUUUUGAACUUGUAAAAGUCAUUGCCAUUAUGAAACCACUAAUUACGUAUAAAAUGAGAGAAAAGUAG